UCUCUACCUUGCCCCCGCGCCACCCCCACCCCCACCGCGUCCACCUCUCUUUUCUCCUGGUCUUCCUUUCGGGGCGGCGACGACUGGGCGAGCGGCGGCGCCCUUCGCCACGUCUUCGCCGGGCCCUUUGCCGCCGACGAGCACCCACCAGGUCAAUAUAUCAAAGACUUGGAAUGGCUGAAAAUUGGUUAGAACACGAAAAGCAUACUUCUACAGCAGCACCAUCUUCUGGUUUGGUUUCUAGACGUCAAAUUCCAUCGCCCAGAAGAUCAAGGCAACGGAACAUCUUUCAUUUAUUAACUCAACGAGAAGUCUCCCCUCGAACAAAACACCAAGCUAGAAGGAUAUGGAAUAAUUCUCCAAUAUGUGAUCCUGAUUUAAUUGAAUUAAGAUUUGCAGAUGCAGAUGCUAAACAUGGCAUUUUUUCUUGGGCAGAAUCGCAGUCCCUGCAUCGCUGGUCUGCCAAGUAUUGCCCUCUUUUGCCACCUCCUCGGUCAACCAUUGCAGCUGCUUUCAGUCCAGAUGGGAAAACACUUGUAUCCACGCAUGGUGAUCAUACGGUUAAAAUAAUUGACUGCCAUACUGGGAAAUGCUUGAAGGUUUUGAGUGGACAUCGACGCACUCCUUGGGUGGUCAGGUACCAUCCGUUAUAUUCUGAUAUCCUGGCUAGUGGAAGUUUGGAUCAUGAAGUUCGUCUAUGGGAUGCUAAUACCUCAGACUGUAUUGGAUCACAAGACUUCCAUCGGCCAAUUGCGUCCAUUGCAUUUCAUGCAAGAGGGGAGAUUCUGGCAGUUGCAUCAGGUCACAAAUUGUACAUAUGGAACUAUAAUAAGCGAGAUGAGUCUUCUGUCCCAGCCAUCAUCCUAAAAACCCGCCGUUCAUUGAGAGCUGUGCAUUUUCACCCGCAUGGGGCUCCAUAUCUUCUAACGGCAGAGGUUAAUAAUAUCGAGUCUGCAGACUCACCGCUGACUCUUUCAACAUCCUCUGGCUAUUCAAAUUAUCCUUCGGCCCUGUUUGUGACAAACACUAAUUCUAGAUUCUGUCCACAUCUUGAGUCCAACGUGCCGUCACCUUGCUUACUGUUGCCUGCAUACCUCAGAGAUGAUGGAAUUUUACAUGUGCUUGGCAAUGACAGUAGUUCAACCAGUGCGCAACAGAGAUCAUCGUUGGUUCAAGUUGCUACAUUAGAUACUGAAAAUCAACAGCCUGACCAGUUUGCUACCCUUAUGGAUGUAUGUCCUGGAGAGCCAACUGCAUCAAAUGACAUGGUGGAUGUAGUCCCUGUGCCUGCUUCAAAUGGAAUUGAAAUGCAUGGUGCUGAUGGGCAGUCCAACUCAAGAUUGCAGGGCAGCAGCUCUAUCAGUAAUUUUGAGAGGUUCGGUGCUAGAGAUGAUUUGCAUGUGUCUUCCCCGAGCAACACUGAGCCAAUUCCAUCAACAGCUGGGCUGUCAGGAUCCGAUGCCCGCCGUGCUAUGCCACUGAAUAUGCUCAUCACUGGUGGAUUAGAUGUUCAAAUGCUCCUAAGAAAUGUAGAAAGUGGACAACCGAAUCUCUUUGGUAACUCACGUAACUGGGAGUUGCCAUUUUUGCAGGGUUUUUUGAUGGCCCAAAACCAUACAGGUUUGCAUCCUGCACUUGUGAACAAUAAUGUCCUUGAAGACCUAUCUAUUGAUGGUACUGCAGGGACUAAUAACUUAACUAGAGAAUCACCGCACAUGCAUAACUUUGGACGUCCAGGUGCUUCAUCAUCAAUUCCCAUUACUGCUGGCAGUUCUAGAGGAUCAAAUCGACGUUAUGCCUCACGCUCUGUACCUGGUGUUGGGAGUUCACUCCUAGGUCCUCAAAUUGAUGAAGCUGAGGUUCAUGCUGCUUCACUGGGUGUUGGUUCAGAAAUCACUGCGCCGAUGUUUACUCCCGGUACUGAAUUGCCUUGUACAGUGAAGCUCAGAAUAUGGCGGCACAAUAUCAAGGAACCAUGCCGUUCUUUAGAACCGGAGGCAUGCCGCUUGACGAUUUCUCAUGCAGUUCUUUGCAGUGAAAUGGGUGCCCAUUUUUCUCCAUGUGGACGAUUUCUGGUAGCCUGUGUUGCAUGUUUGCUGCCUCAAACAGAAGGUGACCGUGGUAGCCAAUUGCCUGUGCCGUAUGAUUCUGCAGGGGCUGGAUCAUCACCAACUCGCCACCCACUUCCCUCUCACCGAGUUAUCUAUGAGCUUCGGGUGUAUUCGCUUGAGGAGGCGACAUUUGGGGAUAUUCUUGCUUCCAGAGCCAUAAGGGCAGCACAUUGCUUAACUUCCAUUCAGUUCUCACCUACAUCCGAACACAUACUUUUGGCAUAUGGUCGUCGUCAUGGCUCUCUCCUCAGGAGCAUAGUCAUGGAAGGAGACAAUGGGAUUCCUGUAUAUACUAUCUUGGAGGUAUAUAGAGUUUCAGAUAUGGAGCUUGUAAGGGUGCUUCCUAGUGCUGAAGAUGAAGUCAAUGUUGCAUGUUUUCAUCCUUCACCAGGAGGUGGUCUUGUUUAUGGGACUAAGGAAGGGAAGCUCAGGAUCCUCCAGCACAAUGGUGCAGACACGACAACCAUGGGGAUGGGUUGCUUUGUUGAGGAAAAUAUGCUUGAGGCAAUUGCGGAGCCCACGUCCACCAGUGCCCCUCCUGCAUAACGUGAGCAGGCUUGUAGCCUAUUUUACCUGAGCAGUUUUUCUGUAAAACUGGCUGGUUGAACCCAGUUCCAAUGGUUCAGUGGUGGUUCGAUUGCAUAUCGGUCUUUUACACGGACCGUACCGGCAGAGGCUCUGGUUCCCUGUUUUACCGGUCGGACUAUCUGGUCCAGUCCUAAUGAUUGUAAUCUGUGGGGGAAUAAAGGUAUGCAUUGAAGACAGCAUGGACACUUUUGUCCGUACGGAAAUACCGGAGCCUUCAUGUGGGGCCAAAAGCGUCAAAGGCAUACAAAAUGGCCAUAUCUCAGAUUCAGAGGUAUGCAUUGGAAGGCUGAAUGAAUAUUGAUCGCAUCAUGUGCUUUUAUGCUUACUUCCAUGGAAGUUUUCUCAGCAGGUUUCAUCUCUGUGAUUCCGUCCAAGGGAAAGCGUUAGGUCCAUCUCCAACUAGAUUAUGACAGAUAAUUCUCAAUGAGUUUGUUCGAGUGCCUUGGGGAUUGGUCUGUGCAGAGGCGGUAGGAGAUGUGUAAAUUUACAUGGCCAUCGGCGUAGCUGCCAUCACGGUGCUGUAAUUAUACCUUUGUACAUGUAUCCUACAGUCAGCUUAACUCAAUUGCUGUUGUAUUUCAGAAAAAAUGACGGUGCUGAUCCUUUUAAUGUGAAAGUGUUUUUUUUUGUUGUAUACUUUGCCUGUCCUUACAGGCACUCAAACGAUGCAAGGUGAAAUUACAUUGGCAAAGCUGCUGAGUUGUUUGGGUUUGUUUUUUC
Setaria italica (foxtail millet) is the source of this 3419-nucleotide messenger RNA. RefSeq lists its product as uncharacterized. Gene Ontology annotation, biological process: autophagy. Gene Ontology annotation, molecular function: protein binding. The transcript has 18 exons. NCBI's taxonomy places the organism in Eukaryota, Viridiplantae, Streptophyta, Magnoliopsida, Poales, Poaceae. The coding region runs from base 174 to 2657 and encodes 827 amino acids. The record is from RefSeq and is a predicted model, not a curated record. Gene Ontology annotation, cellular component: intracellular membrane-bounded organelle.